GUUACAGUUUCAGAGAUCUUUGAAGGUAAAGAAAAAAGGCUGGUUUGGAUUGGUGGUGAGAAUUCCCGCCCUCGUCACUUUCGGUGCAUGUUAGAUUAGUAAAUACAGGCUGGGUCUACAAUGCGCCUCCACGGCCAAGUAAUGCCACAGCCCACAGGUGAACAAAUUUACAAAGAAAAUUUGGGGGAAAAAAAAGCAAAAAAAGAGAAAGGAAGUCCCGACGCUCGAUCUUCUUACUAUCUUCAACCUGCUCUGUUGACUGUUCUUCUUAUCUUCUUCAAAUGGCUAUCUACUACAGUUCCACUGCCACUCCCGCCGGAGCCGGUGGCAUACCCUCAUCAAUUUCUCUCCGAUCCGGGGCCGGGAAGGACCACAGCCUGUUCACUCUCAACUUCUCUUCUCUCGGCCUCAGUAGCAAUGACUACUCUUCCACCACUUGCGCUUCGUUGCGAGCUUCUGCGGAUUCGGCUCCCAAAGCCCGGUUCGUGGCGCGGCGGAAGGAAUCUAUCUCCGUUCGCCAACUUGGGCGCCCUCUAACGGAGUAUAUGAGCUUGCCGGCGAGUCAGUACUCGGUGCUUGAUGCGGAGAGGAUAGAGAGGGUCGAUGACAACACGUUCAGGUGUUAUGUCUACAGGUUCAAGUUCUUCAAUUUUGAAGUCUGCCCUGUUUUGCUGGUUAAGGUUGAGGAGCAGCCUUAUGGCUGCUGCAUCAAGCUCUUGUCCUGUAAGCUUGAGGGUUCACCCGUUGUUGUUGCACAGAAUGACAAAUUUGAUGCUUCUAUGGUGAAUCGGAUCUCAUGUGAUACCAACCAAAGCAACUCAUUGGUACAGCAACUUUCAUCUGAUGCUGUCAUAGAGGUGUCCAUCGAAGUCCCUUUCGCAUUUAGACUACUUCCCGUCGCAGCAAUUGAAUCAGCCGGGACAGGCGUCCUGCAACAGAUAUUGGGCAUCAUGCUUCCCCGCUUCAUGCAGCAGCUUGUGAAGGACUAUCAAGCUUGGGCCUCUGGUGAUACCUCGAGACAGGCACUUGGAACCGGUGAGAUAUGAGAUCUUCCAACAGUUUCUGGAGAGCGAAAUCACUCAAUAGUUUCCAGAGUCUUGUGGUUGGUGCCACACCACUGUUAUUAUUAUGCAGAGUAGAAACAGUAUAUUUACUGCAGAACUUUCAGGUUUUUUUAUCUGUCAUUUUGUCUGAGCAGAAGUAGUAGAUUUAUCUGACACUGUAAAUUAUGGCGAUGGCUGUUCAUUGUCGAUACACAUGGGUGAUAGGAACGAUGAAGUUCUUUGGGAUGGCCUCCUUGGGCAAAAUUCUCAAUUAUCAAAGCUUGGACUUUGUACUCGUGUGGUUUGCCGUUGCCGCCGUAUGAGAGCAUGAUGAACUUGCAAAGCAUACAGGAAGGCCAAUUUGCAUCAAGGGUUUGCAUCCCUUCAUUCAAUCUAUUGACAUUGGAUUUACAAAUUCGUGGGAUUCAUGAA
This is a messenger RNA of Linum tenue, 1475 nucleotides long. The record is from the annotation of a GenBank genome assembly. Lineage: Eukaryota; Viridiplantae; Streptophyta; Magnoliopsida; Malpighiales; Linaceae.